AAUGGUACUGUGUUAAAUCACAUUGUUUUAGUUAAAAACAAACAUAAAAUAUUGCGAAUCUCUUCUGUUUCAUAAUAUCAAAUUGUCCGUGCGAUGACGACCAAUACGAAUUAUUCCAUUCCAAAGGCGAGCUCCGUAAUUCUGGCGGGUCUUGGCGUGGCCGCCGUGGGAUUCGCCGGAAAGCACCUGAUGCGCCGCAUGCCACAGAUGACCACCAAAUUCAACGAGGCCCUCAAGAACCUGCCCAAAUUCGAUGCGGAGAGCAUGGCCGCAUCCAAAUACUACAAGGGCGGCUUCGAUCCCAAGAUGAACAAGCGGGAGGCGUCCCUAAUCUUAGGUGUCAGCCCCAGUGCGUCCAAGAUAAAGAUUAAGGACGCGCACAAGAAGAUCAUGCUGUUGAACCAUCCGGAUCGAGGAGGAUCUCCCUAUUUGGCGGCCAAGAUCAACGAGGCCAAAGACUUUCUGGACAAAGCGAAGUAGUCAUACUUUCCCCGCCAUUCAGUGCAAAUAAAGUAGUAGUUUGUGAUUAGCAUGUAAGCUGAAAGUCUUAUGCGUUUUAUUACGAGUUGAAAUUACAUUUUUGAGAAUUAUGUCCUGCUCCCAAGGAGUUGUUACUUCAAAAAACAGGACACUUUUUAAUGUUUAUUAACAGUUGAGGAUGUUUAUGCAUAUGUGUUGUGGCAAUAAAAUAGGAGAAGCAUAUCCACACGAUUAUA
Molecule: messenger RNA, 716 nt
Organism: Drosophila simulans
Lineage: Eukaryota; Metazoa; Arthropoda; Insecta; Diptera; Drosophilidae
Product: mitochondrial import inner membrane translocase subunit TIM14
Exons: 2
Coding region: 94-480 (128 amino acids)
Biological process (GO): protein import into mitochondrial matrix
Cellular component (GO): PAM complex, Tim23 associated import motor
Molecular function (GO): ATPase activator activity
Source: RefSeq, a predicted model, not a curated record